This is a messenger RNA of Aureobasidium vineae, 1116 nucleotides long. The record is from the annotation of a GenBank genome assembly. Lineage: Eukaryota; Fungi; Ascomycota; Dothideomycetes; Dothideales; Saccotheciaceae.
AUGUCAGCCCCGGCAGCCAACACCCACGAUCUCAAGUCACCACCUUCAACCGUGACUCUUCUGGCUCAAAAACUACCCAAACCAUACAUCAACAGUCUCUGUGGUGCCGCCGCCGGUGUUGCUUCGGGUAUCGUUACAUGCCCGCUCGAUGUCAUCAAGACCAAGCUGCAGGCCCAAGGCUCUUUCCGGCACCAGCAGCAUAACCAGACCUCUCCUUCAACUUCCCAAGUCUACCGAGGCCUCAUUGGAACCGCAAAAACAAUCGUGCGUCAGGAUGGCCUCAAGGGCAUGUAUAGAGGUCUCGGACCCAUGGUGCUUGGUUAUCUCCCCACCUGGGCUGUCUACAUGAGCAUCUACGAUAUAGCAAAGACGAACUACUCGGAACGAAUUGGUAAGUCGACCCAAUCUGAAACCUGCCUAUCGCAUGCUGACCUGCGCUCAGAACCACAAUGGUUUGCUCACGUGUGCUCAUCCGUCACGGCCGGUGCCUGCUCGACGCUUGCAACAAAUCCCAUCUGGGUCAUCAAGACUCGUCUCAUGUCUCAGAUAUCUACAAAAGCCGUUGAAGGACAUCGCACCCCUUGGCACUACAACAACACUUGGGAUGCUGCUCGUCAAAUGUACAAGGGCGAGGGCAUCAAGGCCUUUUAUUCCGGUCUGGCUCCCGCAUUAUUGGGUCUUACACAUGUCGCCAUCCAAUUCCCGCUAUAUGAGUACCUAAAACUCAGAUUUACCGGUGUUGAGAUGGGCGCAGCUCCUCCGAGCCAAGGCACAAACUCGGUCGGUGUGCUCGCUGCGACCUGCAUCAGCAAGAUUUGCGCUACCACUGCUACAUAUCCUCACGAAGUCUUGCGCACUCGUCUACAAACACAACAAAGAGGCAUCCCUAGCUCUGAUGGCAUGAUCAAUAAGCCCCGCUAUCAAGGUGUCAUCAAGACCUGCAGACUUAUCCUAUACGAAGAGGGCUGGACUGCCUUCUACAGCGGCAUGGGAACCAAUCUCAUCCGAGCCGUCCCUGCCGCCAUGACCACCAUGCUUACCUUUGAAACUCUCAAAAGUGUUAUCGUCCGUAUGCAAGCCGAGGAUGAAGACGAGCACCUUCCCGGAACCCUUUAG